Haliaeetus leucocephalus (bald eagle) is the source of this 1215-nucleotide messenger RNA. It is a transcript of the gene IL13RA2, whose product is annotated as interleukin 13 receptor, alpha 2. The coding region runs from base 1 to 1155 and encodes 384 amino acids. The record is from RefSeq and is a predicted model, not a curated record. The transcript is spliced from 9 exons. Gene Ontology annotation, molecular function: protein binding; cytokine receptor activity. Gene Ontology annotation, biological process: cytokine-mediated signaling pathway. Lineage: Eukaryota; Metazoa; Chordata; Aves; Accipitriformes; Accipitridae. Gene Ontology annotation, cellular component: external side of plasma membrane.
AUGGCUCUCCGGUGGCUUUACAUGCUCUCCGUGGUGCUGGUGUGGGGCUGCGUGGUGUCGUCGUCCUCCUCCUCCUCCUCCUCCCACACCACAGUUGCUCCCCCACAAGACCUUCAGAUCACUGAUCCUGGACUCUUAGGUUCUCUCGAUAUAGAGUGGAAACCUCCACCCAAUGUACAAACCUUCAGUGAAUGCACAGUAAAAUACAGGUUUGAAUACCGCAAUGCUGGUGACAGAGACUGGAAGGUUAUUUUUACUAGGAAGCUAAAAUUCAGAGUUGGAUUUGACCUCAGCAGGACUGCUGAAGUGAAGGUGCAAACACUGCUGGAAGGACGGUGUACUGAUGAUGUGGAGGUGCAAAGUGACUGGAUUUAUGCUACCUUUCAGGUCCCAUUGCAAGGAAAACUGGAAUCAGAGGUUCAGAAUUUUCACUGUGUCUAUCAUGACUGGGAAUACCUCAAGUGCACUUGGCAACCAGGUCUCCUCGCUCCUCAUGGCGUACAUUAUGGGCUAUAUUAUUGGUACGAGGGACUGAGCCAUGCAGUGCAGUGUGAUGACUAUAUUCAGGAUCAUGAUAUAAACAUCGGCUGCGUAUUGCAAAAUCUGAGCCAGGCAGAAUAUAAGGAUCUGAGCAUUUGUGUCAAUGGUUCAGCAGCAGCCACUCUGCUACGGCCGUUGUAUGUCACCCUUCGCCUUCACAACCUAGCAAAGCCCUCGCCCCCGAAGCAGCUGGUGGUUUCCAUGUCGGCAUCUGAGGAGCUCCACGUGGCGUGGGGCCCGCCGGGUGGCGAAACGCCGCCCCAGUGCCUGGAGUACGAGGUUCAGCUGGCAGAAGAUCUGGAGGAGGCCAAGGCUGCCUGGGCGUCUGUGUCAACCCAAAUGGAGACUGCUUUAACAAUUUCCAGAGCAAAUCAAAGCCACAUUUCAUGUGUUCGUGUCAGGGGGAGAACAAAUAUUUUCUGUGCUGACCAGGGCUUUUGGAGUGAAUGGACGCAGGAGUGUUUCUCUGUGUCCAGAAAAGAGGACAAGCAGCUAUUUAUCCUCAUUCCAGUCAUUCUGAGUUUGUCAAGUAGCCUCGUAAUAUUUAUGUUGAUUGGCCAGUGCAAGAAAAGAUCCCCAGCAGGAAAGCCAUUGCAUGCAUCUGUGGGAUGCUAACUCUGCUUGCGACUACCAUACUACUUGUGUUUGAUGGAUUGCUCUUAGAACAUCAUCCCA